GUUUAAAUAAUCAAUAUAUCUGAAAAGUAAAUAUCAGUAUAUAUAGUUUAAAAGUUUACCGAAAAUUUGAUUUCAAUUGUGUGCUGCAAAUAAAUGACGUUCCGUUUCGUAUGAGGACGUCUAAUACUAUAGUAUUAUCUACAGCGCGUCACAUUAGUUCUCAACAUUACCACAAGUUCAGUCGCAGUGAUGAGCGCGGCAGGAGGAUUACAACAAAAGUUUCAGCAAAUAAGGAGGAGUUGUCAUUUCCCUGCACAGCUUUCUGUUGUUUGGUGCAAUAAUUGUUGCCAUGACGCCUCUGGGAGUCUGUUUGGAAUAUUCGUUGACUUUAACCAACUGUCAGCUGCACCCACAUUCACUCUGAGCUCGGCCAGCCCCUCACCCUUGUAAUGAAACUGCCGCAGAGCUACUUGUAACUUCUGUCUGCACUUGCAGAUGACGCCUGCCGGAGACGCUCACUGAUUCCUUUUAACCGAAAGAGCCCAAAGUUAAAUCUCCGAGGCUGAUCUGAAAGUUACCUGAGGAUUUGAUAAUGAGUUCUGUGAGACCUUCAAGAACUAUGUUGCAAGAUAGCAGGUUAUAUGGACAAAACCACAAUGAUUUUGAAGAUGCAGAGUAUCGGCAGUUACCUUCACCAACUCGUUCUUCCCUGAGAUCUCCAGAACGUUCUAAAGAAGGAUUCCGGGUCACUUUUGCAGAUAGGGACCUCUCUGACGUCACUCUCAAGAAGGACAGUUUUAUGAAAACCUUAUUAGAUAAUGAUACAGUGUCCCCCACAAAGCUGCAUUAUGGAAGCACUGACCAUAAAUCAGAAGCAUUAUUUGCACCCAGAGAUAGCACUUUGCACAGCUUCAAAAGUGCUUACAUUAAAUCAACCCCUCCAAGAAAGGAGAGCAGUGAAAACAAAAAUAAAGAUCAGAAUAUUCCUGAUGACAUUGGACGACACUCGGAGCAACAUAAAGACCUUGAGAAACAUUCCUAUGAAGACAAACUGGGGUCAAGUAAUGAGAGAUUAUUAAGACUUAGUUCAGAUCUUUACUUCACUACUCAUCUCACCGACCCCUCCUUGACCUCAAAUACUGCAUCAACUCUGAGGAAAGGCUACAGUAGCUUCUCAAAGAACUAUGCUCUUCCAUCUAAGCCCACAUACGGUAAAUCUCAUAUGUCCACAAAAUUAGAGAGCCACUCAGAAUUCACCCGAGAUUUAAAAAAACCAUGGAGUCCUGAUGCGGCCUCUGAUCUCAUAGCGGAAAGGAAAUCCACAGCACAGACAGGAAUGAAAAGAACCAGCAGUCUAAAUUCUUUAACUCAUAAACCAGCCUAUGAGCGCAAAGAUAAUAACAAUGAAGACCUGCUGUAUGGCAACAGACACGUGGAAGCAGCAAGUCCCUUAGGAUUAGAAUCCGCUUCCCUCUCAGAUGUACUCCAGAGGCUAACUGACCUAGUGGAUCGUUACUGGAAUGGAUCUGGAUCCCUACUUCAAAACCAGAGGUUUCUGUUGCCAGCAAGAGAACUACUGUCCAACCUCAUUCAUAGCAGUUCAGGGCCACAGGCAUCUCACAUGGACAACGGUCUUCAGAACAUGUCAGCAAAUUGUAGGGUAAUGGCGGGAAACACAGAAGGUGACAACUUGGAAACAUUAAAGCAGAAGUUGCUUAAAGUCAUGGAGGAAAAUCGUUCUCUUCAGUCAAAAAUCUAUAAACUGGAAAACAAUUCAGCAUAUACAGAUGCCUCCGGAAUUCUACCCUCAUCACAAGCUGAAUUGUGGCAUAGACUUGAGAAGUUAACACUUGAGGUGGCAUCUUUUCAGCAACAGCUUAAGGAGUCAGAUAAAAUGAGUGACACUCUGAAACUUUUGCAUGAAAGCCAAAGAUCAUUAGUUAACACAAAUGAAUACCUUCUGCAGCAGCUUAAUGCAGUCCCUCCGCAUUACACCUCCAAAGAUCUUUAUCCAACCAAACAGAUAAGCAAAAUGGACAAAUACGUUUACUCUGAAGCCAGCAAGCUCUCAAUACCACCCCCACAGCGCUCUGCUAUAAACAGAAGUGUAGACAGACUUAGUACAUCUCCUUUAUAAAUAAACAUUUCUAAGACCUCUUUAA
Molecule: messenger RNA, 2102 nt
Organism: Bombina bombina (fire-bellied toad)
Lineage: Eukaryota; Metazoa; Chordata; Amphibia; Anura; Bombinatoridae
Gene: LRRC36
Product: leucine rich repeat containing 36
Exons: 10
Coding region: 533-2077 (514 amino acids)
Source: RefSeq, a predicted model, not a curated record